Molecule: messenger RNA, 1398 nt
Organism: Chelmon rostratus (copperband butterflyfish)
Lineage: Eukaryota; Metazoa; Chordata; Actinopteri; Chaetodontiformes; Chaetodontidae
Gene: unc93a
Product: unc-93 homolog A
Exons: 8
Coding region: 1-1398 (465 amino acids)
Source: RefSeq, a predicted model, not a curated record
AUGAUCAGCCGUAACUUUAAGAAUGUGCUGGUGGUGUCAGUCGGGUUCCUGUUUCUGUUCACGGCGUAUGGGGGCCUGCAGAAUUUACAGAGCAGUCUGAAUGCGGAGCAGGGGAUGGGGGUGGCGUCUCUGAGCAUCAUCUACGCCUCCAUCAUCAUCUCCUCCAUGUUCCUGCCUCCCCUCAUGAUCAAAAAUCUGGGCUGUAAGUGGACCAUUGUUGCUGGGAUGGUCUGCUACGUCUCCUACUCGUUUGGAAACCUCUACCCCGGAUGGUACACCCUGAUCCCCACCUCAGUGGUCCUGGGUCUGGGGGGCUCUCCUCUGUGGUCGGCUAAAUGCACCUACCUGACCAUCUCUGGAAACCUGCAGGCUGCCGGCGAGGGCAAGAAGGGCUCCGACGUCAUCAAUCAAUACUUCGGCGUCUUCUUCUUCAUGUUUCAGUCGGCGGGGGUGUGGGGGAACCUCAUGUCGUCGCUCAUCUUCGGACAGGACGCCAACAUCGCUGACAUCUCCGAGGAGCAGCUGCAGGCCUGCGGAGCAGCGGACUGCGGCCUCAACAUCAGCAGCAACGGCACCGUCAGCAGACCUGCGGAGAAGCUCGUCUGGACGCUCGUCGGCUGCUACAUCGGUGUCGGGCUGUUAGCCAUCCUCAUCGUGGCGGUGUUCCUGGACAACAUCGACUGGGAGCGGACCAGCCAGUUCCGCGGGAACCGGGAGCCGUUCUGCCACACCUUCCUGGCCACGUUCAGACUGCUGAAGGACUGGAGGCUGGUGACCCUCAUCCCCCUCACCGUGUACAGCGGCUUCGAACAGAGCUUCCUCUCCGGGGAGUUCACCAAGAACUACGUGACGUGUGCACUGGGGAUCCAUCUUGUCGGCUUCGUCAUGAUGUGUUUUGGGGCAUGUAAUGCUGUUUUCUCCUUCCUCUUUGGGAGACUCGCUCGGCACACUGGGAGAGCUGCACUCUUCUUUCUGGCUGCACUGGCCAACUUUUGCUGUAUCAUUGCUCUGUUGUUCUGGAGGCCUCGUCCUGACCAGCUGGCGGUCUUCUUUGUGGUUCCUGCUCUGUGGGGUAUGGCUGACGCGAUCUGGCAAACUCAGGCUAAUGCUCUUUAUGGCGUCCUCUUCCCCCGGGACAAAGAGGCAGCAUUUGCUAACUACCGUAUGUGGGAGUCGCUGGGUUUCGUCAUCGCCUUCGCCUACAGCACCUUCUUGUGCCUGGAGUACAAACUGUACAUCCUGCUGGCCGUCCUGCUGCUGACCGUCAUCACCUACCCCAUCGUGGAGUUUCACGAACGCAAGAAUCCCACAGCGCCCUGCGAGGAGGCCCUCCAGCUCAGCCACAGGGAAGCCGCUGAAACAGACAAGAGCAAAAUCAUCAGCCAGGCGCUGGUGUAG